Messenger RNA from Homalodisca vitripennis (glassy-winged sharpshooter), 4153 nucleotides. Its product is annotated as heterogeneous nuclear ribonucleoprotein U-like protein 1. The record is from RefSeq and is a predicted model, not a curated record. Gene Ontology annotation, molecular function: protein binding. The transcript has 21 exons. Lineage: Eukaryota; Metazoa; Arthropoda; Insecta; Hemiptera; Cicadellidae. The coding region runs from base 249 to 3710 and encodes 1153 amino acids.
CGAACAGUCGGACUCGGACUGAAUUCGAAGUGCAGCGAGGCAACAGCCGAACAAGAAGCGACUUUGCAAGUCUUGGUGAUUGGUGAGUGAAAAGCGACGCCAUUACAAUUUUGUAGUCAUUGUUUCGGUUUUGCGGUGGUUGUCGACUCAAGUGGAAGUAGAAGUGUUGUGAUAUCUAAUUUCUUUAAUUCGCCAAUGUUAGUUCGUAAGGUAAGUAAGUUUUACUUACCUGACUUUUGAAGUUUUAAAUGGAUCCAGCUAAACUUAAAGUUGUAGAAUUGCGCGCGGAAUUAUCUGCAAGAGGACUUGACACGAAAGGAGUAAAAGCGGUUUUAGUUGAUCGGCUGAAGCAAGCCCUCAAAGAAGAAACCGGACAAGAGGUACCAGAUACCUCAAUCGUUGACACAUCUACAGAGGAUUUUGGAACAGUAGAGGAGAAAACAUCCCAAUCUGAACCAGAACAGACAUCUGAGACAGAACAGACAUCUGAAGCAGAACAAGAGAGAGUACCCACACCUGAUCAAGAGAGAGUACCCACACCAGAACCAGAGAGAGUACCCUCACCAGAACCAGAGAGAGUACCCUCACCAGAACCAGAGAGAGUACCCUCACCAGAACAAGAGAGAGUACCCACACCAGAACCAGAAAGGGAACCAACUCCUGAUCCUGAAAAAAAAGAGGAAGAGCAUUCAAAAUCAGAGGAACAAAUAUCAGAAGAGCCCACUUCUGCAGAAGUGGUAGAGGAAAAGAACGAGAAGGAAAACAUUACUGAAGAUACAAAGAUGGAGGAAGUUUCAGUAAAAAAAGAACCCGAAUAUGAAGAUUUCAAACAAAAUUUUGAAGAAAAGCCAAAUUUUGGUGACUAUCAGCAGGGCUAUGAUGAUGAGAAUAAAGAACAUUAUGAAGCUGAUGUCAAGAUGGAGCCGGGUACAGAGAUUAAAGAAGAAGACCAAGAACAGGAUAGAAAGAGAAAGCGUUCAAGAUGGAGCCCACAGCAACAGAAGCAAGGCUGGGGCCAGAGUACAGGCUGGACCAAGAAGGAUGAUGAGCCUGAGUUGGAUGACAAAGCUGUUGUUCUCGGCUGGUAUGACUCGGAUUUGAACUUGGUGAUAGAGAAGUCUGAUUUCUUGGAAGCUGCUCCCUUGAGUAGCCAAGGAUUUGGUUAUGUCUGGGCCGGCUGUAGAGCCACUUUUGGUUUUAACCAGGGCAAAGUGUGCUUUGAGGUCAAGCUACUGGAAAAUCUUGAUGUCAGCCAUCUGGAGGACGAGCCAAGUCCUCAUGUCUUGCGAGUCGGCUGGUCGGUCCUGUCUGCGUCCUUGAUGCUUGGUGAGGAACCAAUGUCCUUUGGCUAUGGUGGCACUGCGAAAGCUUCCACAAACUGUAAGUUCAACAACUAUGGAACAACAUUUGUUGUUGGCGACACAGUCACAGCGUAUUUGGAUUAUGGGAGCCGUGUGAAGAUAUCUUAUGCUGUGAAUGGCAAGUACCUGGGAGAGGCCUUUAAUAUCCCAUCAUCCCAGAUAAACGAGCAGCCUCUGUUUCCCCAUCUUCUCUCCAAAAACAUCAAGUUCCGGGUGAAUUUUGGCCAGACAGAGACAGAGUUUCCAAUAGAGGCAGGAUACACCUGGGCUGCCAAUGUGGCUGAGGAUCAGAGAGUUGCUGGCCCACGCCGCCCUGAGAGGAGAGAGGAUUGCGAGAUGCUGAUGAUGUGCGGCCUGCCUGGUUGUGGAAAAACCACCUGGGCCAAUGCCUUCGUCAAAGAGCAUCCGGAUAAGUACUAUAACAUCCUGGGCACCAACAGCCUCAUCGAGAAGAUGAAGAUACAAGGACUGGCGCGCAAACGCAACUACCAUGGUCGUUGGGACGUGCUCAUUGACAAGUGCACCAAGUGUCUCAACAAACUGCUGGAGAUGGCAGCAGGCCGUCGUCGCAACUACAUCCUCGAUCAGACGAAUGUAUACCCGAGCGCACAAAAACGCAAAAUGCGCAACUUUGGUGGCUUCGUUCGUCGAGCGAUCGUUAUAGUGCCCACUGACGAAGAAUUCCAGCGCAGAUGUGCCAAACGAGAGGCAGAAGAAGGAAAAGACAUUCCUGACUCAGCUGUACUGGAGAUGAAAGCCAACUUCCGGCUGCCAGAACAAGGAGAGUUCUUUGACGAGGUGAGAUACAUAGAGCUGAACGAAGAGGAGAGUCGACCACUAGUGGAGCAGUACAACAAGGAGGGUCGGGCUGCUGGCUUCGGGCAACAAGCUCCGUUUAGCAACCAGGGCAGUGGUGGAGGCAGCGGCGGCAAGCGGUUCCGGGGAGCACCUCCUCGAGGCGGUAGCGGUGGCGGUGGCUUCCGUGGUGGCAACCGUGGUGGAGGAGGUUUCGGAGGGGUCUUGGACCGGCGAGGAGACAGACCUGGAGGUGACAGAGGAGGUGGUGGUGGAUUCAGAAGUGGAGGCAUGGAUCGAGGAGGGAGAGGAGGUUGGCAGCCAAGAGGAGGAGGAGGAGACCGAGGUGGCAGAGGUGGUUGGAGAGACAGGAGUCCUGGUGGAGGAGGUGGUUAUGACAGAGAUAUGGAUAACAGGGGACCGGGAGGUGGGCCCUGGAGAAAUAACCGCAACAAUGAUCACCGUGACCGCCCAUAUGAUCGCAAUCAACGUGGGGGUCGAGGAGGACGAGGUGGUGGUGGCUUUGAUCGCAACAACUUCAGGGACAAUGAAGGUGGUUAUGGUGGUAGAGGGGGUGGUGGCUUCCGAGACAAUGACUAUAAUCGUGGUGGUAGUGGUAGUGGCGGCAGUGGCAGUGGCUAUGAUAGAGAUGACUACAACAAUCGUGGUGGUGGCGGCGGCGGCUACAAUCAGCGAGAUAGUGGCUACAAUAACAGAGAUGGAGGAUUUAGAGAUGGAGGUGGCCGUGGCAGAGGCGGUGGUGGAGGAGGUAGAGGCAGCUUUGAUCGUGAUCAAAGGGGAGGCGGCAGAGGUGGCUUUGAUAGGAACAGAGGUGGCUACAAUGACAGGCGAGGAGGUGGUGGAGGAAACAGAGACGGAGGCUAUGAUCGCAACAGAGGGGGACCGGACAGGGGACCUCGAGAUAACAAGGGCGGUAACUCUGGAAACCAAAACAACCAAGGAGGUGGAGGAGGAGGAGGGGGUCAAGGUUGGGGCAACCAGGGCUACAACUCUGGCUGGGGUCAAGGAGGAGGUGGCUACAAUAACCAGCAGCAACAGCAACCACAGGGCUACAACCAGGGCAGUGGCGGUGGCUACAAUCAGGGUGGUGGGGGUGGUGGUUUCAACCAGGGUGGGGGUGGAGGUGGCGGCUACAACCAGCAGGGCAACCAGCCACCUGCUACAGGCUGGGGUCAGCAGGCCUGGGCAAAUAAAGGUGGCUAUGGGACAGGUGCAAAUCAACAACAGCCUGCCCAAGCCCCCCCAACUGGUGCAACUCCAACAGCAACACCUGCAGCAACUGGUUACAACACUACUGGUGGUUACACACCACAGCAGACCGGUUACAACCAGGCACAGUACCCUCAGGGCUAUUGGGGCCAGUACGGCUACGGCCAGGGCUGGACUCAGAAUGCAGACGGGACCUACUCCUACCCGCAAGGCUGGCAACAAUACGGUUAUAACUACGGACAGGCUGGAGCCGCGGCAGCCAUGGCGACACCUGCAGCCGCAGUUGGCAACCCUGCAGCUGCCACGCAGCCAGCUGCCAAGUGAAUUAGUACCUGACACGUUCCAUUCUCUCAACAUUUUAACCUAUUAGCUUACUCUGUAGAUGUCUAGCCUUGCACACCAAGGCUGAACUGUUUGUUUAAGUUAUAAUUUUAAGUUUUGUACAAUGAGGAAAAUAUUGUAUUGUUUUUUAGUGAUUAAUGUGGCUGAAAUUAUUAAUAAUUACUGCAUUCUGUAAGUAACAGUUUUGAAAAAGAUCAACACAAUUUAUAGAGAUCCAUCAAGAUUGAUUUAAUUGGAGCAGUUAUGUAACUUACAUAAUUAACAAUUUUGACAUAAUAACAUAAUAAUUCAUAAUUUUGACUAAUGAACAUUUUAUCAGUGCUCCAAUUAAGUAAGUCUUGUUAGAUCUCUAUUAAUUGUAAUAAUAUGUAUUCUAUAGUGAGCAUUUCUUAUCUUGAACGACUAAAUAAAUCUCUAUAAAUUUU